GCUUUCCCCAGAAGACUACGCAAUCCUACUCCAUCCCCCUCCCCAUAUCCUGCUUCUAUUGGGUAUAAAACCUGCCUGGGCACUCCUUCGAACAUGGUGAACAUGCCUAAGACCCGCCAGACAUUCUGCAAGAAAUGUGGGAAGCACCAACCCCACAAGGUGACACAGUACAAGAAGGGCAAGGAUUCUCUGUAUGCCCAGAGAAAACGACGUUAUGACAGGAAACGGAGUGGCUAUGGUGGGCAAACUAAACCUAUUUUCUGCAAAAAGGCUAAAACUACAAAGAAGAUUGUGCUGACACUGGAGUGCGUUGAGCCCAACUGCAGAUCUAAGAGGAUGCUAGCUAUUAAGAGAUGCAAGCAUUUUGAAUUGGGAGGAAACAAGAAGAGAAAGGGCGGGCUGGUGAGAUGGCUCAGUAAGAGUUCAAAUCCCAGCAACCACAUGGUGGCUCACAACCAUCUGUAACGAG
Messenger RNA from Mus musculus (house mouse), 469 nucleotides. Its product is annotated as predicted gene 13194. Lineage: Eukaryota; Metazoa; Chordata; Mammalia; Rodentia; Muridae. Bases 94 to 465 code for a protein of 123 amino acids. The transcript has a single exon. The record is from RefSeq and is a predicted model, not a curated record.